Hibiscus syriacus is the source of this 981-nucleotide messenger RNA. RefSeq names its product superoxide dismutase [Cu-Zn], chloroplastic-like. The transcript has 8 exons. The coding region runs from base 107 to 754 and encodes 215 amino acids. Gene Ontology annotation, molecular function: copper ion binding; superoxide dismutase activity. Lineage: Eukaryota; Viridiplantae; Streptophyta; Magnoliopsida; Malvales; Malvaceae. Gene Ontology annotation, biological process: removal of superoxide radicals. The record is from RefSeq and is a predicted model, not a curated record.
GUACACUCUAUAGCUAUAUCUCACGGGUAACUCAGCCACCACAACCUCAGCUCACAUUAUCAUAAUCUUCAUCUCUCAGCAACUGCAAGCUGCGACAAUAGCAGCCAUGGCAGCCCACGCUUUUCUCGCAACAACCCCAUCUCACCACACUCUCCUUUUUCCUUACUCAACUAACCCUUCAAACCCACCGGUUCUUCUCUCUUCAUUUCGCGGCGUCUCUCUCAAGCUCCCCCGUCAAUCCCUCUCCCUUUCCGCCUCUAUCCCCAAAAAGCCGUUUUCUGUUUUCGCUGUCACUAAGAAAGCAGUCGCUGUUCUCAAAGGUGAUUCUAAAGUUGAAGGCGUUGUCACGUUGACCCAGGAAGAUGAUGGUCCUACAACUGUGAAUGUUCGUAUUACCGGUCUUACUCCAGGGCCUCAUGGGUUCCACCUACAUGAGUAUGGUGACACAACAAAUGGAUGCAUGUCAACAGGAGCACAUUUCAAUCCUAACAACAUGACACAUGGUGCUCCUGAGGAUGAAGUACGCCAUGCGGGUGACCUGGGAAACAUAAUUGCUAAUGCUGAUGGAGUGGCAGAGGCAACAAUUAUGGACAAUCAAAUACCACUAAGUGGCCCGAAUGCAGUCGUUGGAAGAGCAUUUGUGGUUCAUGAGCUUGAGGAUGAUCUUGGAAAGGGUGGACAUGAACUUAGUCUAACCACUGGCAACGCUGGCGGAAGAUUGGCAUGUGGAGUUGUCGGCUUGACUCCGGAAUAAAUCUUUUCAGUAGCACCAGUUGGAAGAUGUGCAAUUUGUUGGUUGGUGUUGGCAGCUUCUCUUAUAGAGGCGCAUGUGAUGUUUGCUUUCAAUGUUGAUAGCCUGUUAUGUGAGAUUGUGCAGACAAGAGGUUUUAGUGGAACAACAUUUGCAGAGCUUUAUUAUCUUUGUCGAUCAGUAUUCCCUAUGCAAUAAAAAAAAUAAGUUAGUUGCAUGUGUUAUGGCUU